Tachysurus vachellii is the source of this 696-nucleotide messenger RNA. RefSeq names its product coiled-coil-helix-coiled-coil-helix domain containing 10 (gene chchd10). Gene Ontology annotation, cellular component: mitochondrion; nucleus. The coding region runs from base 152 to 580 and encodes 142 amino acids. The record is from RefSeq and is a predicted model, not a curated record. The transcript is spliced from 4 exons. Gene Ontology annotation, biological process: mitochondrion organization. Lineage: Eukaryota; Metazoa; Chordata; Actinopteri; Siluriformes; Bagridae.
GUGCGCAUGCGCGGCUAUGCUGUCCACACAAGGUCAUCUGCACGUGUACCGGCUUCUAGAAGUUCAUUCGUGUUGUUGCAGCGCUCAGGGACAAGCUGGUGUAGCUUAGCUGUGGUGUAUUGACGCUGUUUGCAACAAAGUUUCUCUAAACAUGGCGAGAGGAAGUCGCAGUCGUCCUUCAGCACCAGCAAGUGCUCCUGCUCAGUCCUAUGCUCCAGCUCCAGUGGCUCCUCCUACAGCAGCGGUGGCCCCUGCACCUGUCCAGCCCAAACAGCCAGGCCUCAUGGCUCAGAUGGCCACAACAGCCGCAGGUGUGGCUGUGGGCUCGGCCGUGGGCCAUGUGAUGGGUAGUGCAUUAACCGGUGCCUUCAGCGGAAGCAGCUCGUCAGAAGCCCCAAGACCGGCUCCUGCACAUCAGGAGCCCGCACGAGGUGCUCCUCCUCAGGCUGGGCCAUGUCUUUUCGAAGUGAGGCAGUUUCUCGACUGUGCUACCACUCAGACAGACCUCAGUUUGUGCGAAGGCUUCAACGAAGCUCUCAAACAGUGCAAAUUCUCCAACGGUGUUUCAUCGCUGGUGUGAAGAGCAUUAUGAGAGCAAACACUAAACACAGCUGUCCACUUGGUACAAAUCCUCAAGAUCCCCUCCAGCACUACUAUUUACAUUGUUUCAUAGUUCAAAUAAAUAGCUGCUAUUUA